AUGCAUAUACCUGUGCAUCUAUCUAUCUAUCUAUCUAUCUAUCUAUCUAUCUAUCUAUCUAUGUUUGUGCAGACGGAAAUGUUCGGGGAUUCUCUCGAUUUUCGGUCAAUACGACUCGCUUGCGAUGAUCUCAACAGGAUUCAAGUAGCUGAAGUCAAUGACUCCCUUUAUUUGCCAUAUAACACUGAUAAUUACCUCCCUUUUGUGCAACGCUUGGGUGGUGUUUGUACUUCGUCUCGGAUUUAUGAUCAGACUUCAACAGGAUUCGUUCACUAUUCCUUCCCAAAGUUCGUCUUUCAAUUCUUUUUUCUUUUUCGUCCGAAGAUUUGCACAUUUAUUGCACAUUUUCUCUCUUUCCUUUUACACCAGUUGACCUUGUUUCAUGAUCACCGGAUAAUGAAUAAAAGGCGCCAUGUUUACUGUAGUCAUAUUGAAGCUGUCACUUUCUUUUGUGUAGUUUGGCUUUUAUUCUCAAACCCUUGCUUAGUGAGCGUGACGUUUAUCUCUCGUAAAAAAAAACGAGCGAGCUUUAUGGCAUCCAGCAGACAACAGCGUCCAUUUUUCUUUUCGAAAAUGAAAGGUGCAUUCCAUAAUAAACCUUGUUUUGUUCACCUUCACUGUUAUCAUUUUCAUCUAUAA
Acanthosepion pharaonis is the source of this 639-nucleotide messenger RNA. Lineage: Eukaryota; Metazoa; Mollusca; Cephalopoda; Sepiida; Sepiidae. The record is from the annotation of a GenBank genome assembly.